AUGGACCUCGUUGCAGGAGUCAGGAAAGAAGGCAGCCGCGGCGGCCGUGGCGAGUUCAAAUGGACCGACGUCCAGAACUCCAGCCAUCGCGAAAACUACCUGGGCCACUCUCUUAUGGCCCCGGUUGGCAGAUGGCAGCAGAAUCGCGAUCUUUCAUGGUAUGCCAAGGGCGAUGCGGAGGCUGAAGAGGAACGAGCUCGUCAAGAACGCGAAGAGCUCGAGCGUGUGAAGCAAGCCGAACAGGAAGCUAUGGCCAGGGCCCUCGGCCUGCCAAUUCCCGUUAAGACCGAGCCAAAUGCGAACUUGACUCCUCUAGGGACAAACACAAAUACGUUAGACAGAGCAGAUGCGACAUUCGCCAAGGCCCGCGUCGUGAAAGGCGAAGAGAUCGAAGUCAAGGCCGACAUAGGGACGACGAGCGGGGUAGUCGAAAACACUCACAUGAUCAUGAGAGAGACCGUCGAAGAGAUCGUAGUCGAGAUCGUCUCCAUCGACGUGACCGAUAUCGAUCGCGGGACAGAGCGCAUCGAUCGAGACGCUCACAUUCGCGUUCACGAUCACGAGGUGGUGAUGAUCGGAGAGAGUGGCAAAGACCACAUCGACACGAGCGCGGCCACUCACCUCCUCGACAGCCUCGCGAAACAGAACGAUACAGAAACAGGUCUGAACUUGAUCGCAGACGUUAGAUGCUCACGAGGAAAAGAGCUUUUUUGUUCGCGAGAUACCACAUGA
Molecule: messenger RNA, 732 nt
Organism: Penicillium diatomitis
Lineage: Eukaryota; Fungi; Ascomycota; Eurotiomycetes; Eurotiales; Aspergillaceae
Product: MMtag domain-containing protein
Exons: 3
Coding region: 1-732 (243 amino acids)
Source: RefSeq, a predicted model, not a curated record